AUGGCUGACCGUCCUUUCUCCUCUCCACCACCGUCCUCAAUUCUUGUCAUAGGCGCAGGCGUGUUUGGCCUGUCUACAUUUCAUGCCCUCCUUACUUCUCCUCGCUACGCACAAACGAAUCUUACCCUCCUAGACCCGUAUCUACCAUCGUUAUCUGAUAGAGACGAUGAGGCAGGGAAGAAUGCAUGGCAGAACCCACACGCAGCCUCCAUCGAUUCCUCGAGGAUCGUGAGAGCCGACUAUGCCGACCCAGCAUACACAGAACUCGCAGCUCAGGCGCAGGAGAAAUGGAGGGAGGGGAUUGGCCGUCGAAGAAGAAAAGUCCAGGCGAAUGACAAAGGGUCAAAUGUCACUGUGGGAGGAGGCGAAGAGGAUGCUGGAUUAGAGGUCGAUGGCCAUGAAGAAGAAGAAGAAGAAGAAGAAGAAGAAGCAGGGAGGGUGUACCACGAGAGCGGCCUUCUCGUGACUUCCACCAACUCAGGUAGCGACUACGUCGACAGCGCUUGCAAGAAUUGUGAAGAAGUGCUGGGUGUGAAGACCAUACAGCUGAAAGGGGAGACGGACAUCAGAAAGGCCGCCGGCCUUCCCUCCACCUUUGAGACUGCAAACGGUAACAUCGAAGGAGAAGAAAGCGCAGUAGGCGACACUGGCUACCUCAACCGCCAUUCCGGCUGGGCAAACGCCAGCGCCGCCAUGGCAUCCCGGAUGUCCCAAGUCCUCCAUCUUGCCAAAGCCCGCAACCUCCACCCCCACCACCAAUCCUCCCUCUCUCGCUCCCCUUCUCCCAUCACCUUCGUCCGCGGCCAAGCCCACCGCCUCCUCUCUCUCCCCUCCCCCAAUCCACACGGCCGCAGAGUGCAAUGCACAGGCGCCGCCCUCGCCCUCGCCCCCGCCCCCCACAAUGGCGAACGCAGCAUAGAAGCAGACCUAACCAUCCUCGCCGCAGGCGCAUGGUCCCCCCUCCCUCCUCGACCUCCGCGGGAGAGUAGAAGCGAGUGGGCAAGUAGUCGCGUACGCGCCUCUCACGGCGCCGGAAGCGGAGGGUUUGAAGGGGAUGCGCGUGCUGCUGAAUCUGGGAACGGGGAUGUUUGUCAUACCGCCCACGCCUCGAGAAGGCGGAGGGGGAGGAGGAGGGGGAGGGGGAGGGGGUGGGAGGUGAAAGUCGCGAGGCAUGGGCAUGGGUAUGCUAAUCCUGUGAGGGUGGUGGUGCCUCAUAUUCCGUGUGGGGCUGGUGCUCUUGGUACUACGGAAAGAGGAGCAGAGGUGACGAUGGUGGGAAUUGAAGCCUCUGUACCUGCGGCGACGUUCUCCCCUAUCCCGCCUGAGGGUGAUAUUGCGCUACGGUCGUUCUUGCGCGGCCUCUUCCCUGCCACAAGCCACCCUCUCAUCCCUUCUGAAAACUCCCAGCCUGCUCACCUACCAAUACGCUCCCGCCCCUGGCUCCAAACGCGCAUCUGCUGGUACGCAGACACGCCCACUGGCGACUUCUUGGUCGACUUUCACCCGGCUACGCAGAAAAGCCUGAUGGUGGCGGGAGGGGGCAGCGGGCACGGGUUCAAGUUCUUGCCUGUGCUGGGGGAGAAGGUUGUGCAGAGGAUUGAGGGAAGGCUGGGGGAUAGGCUGGGAGAGAGGUGGAGGUGGAGGGAAGGGGUUGUUGGUGGAGAUGGGGGAUGGAAGGGGGAUGGGAGUCGAGGGGGGAAAGAGGGGAUGGUAUUGAGUGAGGAGAUGGAGAAGGGUAGGUGGAGGAGUAGGGAUGGAAAGAGCAAGCUGUGA
Messenger RNA from Bacidia gigantensis, 1773 nucleotides. RefSeq lists its product as uncharacterized. The transcript has 2 exons. Lineage: Eukaryota; Fungi; Ascomycota; Lecanoromycetes; Lecanorales; Ramalinaceae. The coding region runs from base 1 to 1773 and encodes 590 amino acids. The record is from RefSeq and is a predicted model, not a curated record. Gene Ontology annotation, molecular function: proline dehydrogenase activity; L-pipecolate oxidase activity; sarcosine oxidase activity.